AUUUGAUCAAACUCCAUGGUGUUCGUUAUCUCUUCUUUCUAUAUUCCUGCUUACUUAACUUACGGCGAACUGCUUAUUUUGACUUGAAUGGUGAAAAAGCCGAACGUCAGAAGUUCAGCGAAUGGUUGACUGCUCAGUUGUUAUUCUAAAAUCGAAUAUUGCUCCUAAUGGAUGCUCCUCCUCUAACAUUGAAUUUCUGGACUAUGAAUUGCUGGGUAUUCUAGAAUUUAUUUGGUUCCGUUCAUCUGGCAGUUGCUACUAUACUGACAUUUACGAUUCGGAAAGCUGUCUGAUAUCUACC
Cylicocyclus nassatus is the source of this 301-nucleotide messenger RNA. The record is from the annotation of a GenBank genome assembly. NCBI's taxonomy places the organism in Eukaryota, Metazoa, Nematoda, Chromadorea, Rhabditida, Strongylidae.